AUGCAAACUAAAAUUGGAAAAAUGUACAUGAGUCAAAUCAUUGCUCAAACGAGAAAUAUAGAAGGAGGAACAAACAAUGAUAAAAAAUCUGGAGCAUUUAGGGGACCCCAUAAACCAUUAGAUGAAGUUACUUGCUACAAGUGUGGAUUAAAGGGACACUACGCUAAUAGAUGUCCGAAAGGUCAUUUAGCAUUUUUGAGCAAAGCUCAACAGAAUUCAUCAUUUUCAAAUAGUAAUGAAAAUCAAAAUCAAACAAACAGUACUACUUGA
Molecule: messenger RNA, 270 nt
Organism: Pediculus humanus corporis (human body louse)
Lineage: Eukaryota; Metazoa; Arthropoda; Insecta; Psocodea; Pediculidae
Exons: 2
Coding region: 1-270 (89 amino acids)
Molecular function (GO): nucleic acid binding; zinc ion binding
Source: RefSeq, a predicted model, not a curated record